Molecule: messenger RNA, 2303 nt
Organism: Ricinus communis (castor bean)
Lineage: Eukaryota; Viridiplantae; Streptophyta; Magnoliopsida; Malpighiales; Euphorbiaceae
Product: aarF domain-containing protein kinase 1
Exons: 16
Coding region: 80-1789 (569 amino acids)
Biological process (GO): protein phosphorylation
Molecular function (GO): ATP binding; protein kinase activity
Source: RefSeq, a predicted model, not a curated record
AACUAGACCAAAUCUAAAUUUAGAUUUAAAAAUUUUAAGACCGGAACCAGCCAGCCCAAAGUUUAACAGGUCUACUUGUAUGUAUCCUCCAAAAGAAGCGGCAGGGACGACCAACAAAGUAACAAACCCCCUGAAAAUUACAAUGACAACGUGUAGCUCAAAAUUCAAGUUUCCCGCCGCGAAGGCCAGGACCGCCUUUUACCUAAUAACAGCCACUGGCCUCACUGUCCAUGCUGCCAACCGCCUCAAUUUCACGUUUCUGCCAUCUCUCGAUCACUCAUCUUCUCUCUUUCCUGACAAAAUUAGGGCUGCAUUCCACGCCGUUAUUCAUUCUUCUCGCGCAAUCUCCACCAUUGCUUUCACUGUUGCAGACUAUAAGUAUUCUUUGCUAGCGCUGCCGGAAGAUUCCGACGAGUAUCGUCGCAAACUGUCUGAGGUUCAUUUACGUUCGGCCAAAAGAAUACUGAAAUUAUGUGAAGCCAAUAAAGGUUUCUACGUGAAAGCUGGUCAGUUUGUUGCUGCAAUGCGACAAGUACCAAAAGAGUACUCUUCCACCCUUUCCUCCUUACAGGAUCAGGCUGUUCCUUGUCAUUUUAAAGCCAUAAAGGAAGUAUUAAUCAACAAUCUUGGUCAGGAUUUAUCAAGGAUAUUCUUGUCAUUUGAUGAACAACCGAUAGCUGCUGCAUCUAUCGCGCAAGUACAUCGUGCUGUGCUAAAAGAUUCUCAACAAGUAGCAAUUAAGGUACAAUACCCUGGCCUAGAACAGCAGAUGACAAUCGACACAAUGACAAUGUCAUGCCUUUCAAAAUCUGUUGCAUGGAUUUUCCCUGAUUAUAGGUUUGACUGGUUGAUUUCAGAGUUCACAAAGGCUAUUUCUUCAGAACUUGAUUUCAUACAGGAGGCAGGAAAUUCAGAGAGAACUGCUAAAAAUUUUAAAAACAAGAACAUUGUGAAGGUUCCUCAAAUAUUUUGGGAAUUGACGACAAGACAGGUUCUGACAAUGGAAUUUUGCCAUGGGCACAAGGUUGAUGAUGUGGAAUUUUUGAAGGAAAUGGAAAUAAAUCCUGGAAAGGUGGCAAAAGCAUUGGUUGAAGUCUUUGCUGAAAUGAUAUUCAUCCAUGGGUUUGUGCAUGGAGAUCCACAUCCUGGAAACAUAUUUAUUUCUCCAGAAGGUCCAAAUCGCUUUUCCUUGGUUCUUCUUGAUCAUGGAAUCUACAAACAAUUAGAUGACAAAUUCAGGCACAACUAUUGCCAGCUCUGGAAGGCAUUGAUUCUUCAGGACUCGCAUCAAAUAGAGCAGCUUGGUGAAAGAUUCAAUGUUGGGAAGUACUCUAGAUACUUCCCAGUAAUAUUCACAGGAAGAACCAUUCACAGUAAAUCAGCUCUUGGGAAAGGAAUGUUGGCUGAAGAGAAAAAGGUUUUGAAGCAGGAUCUGAAGUCCUUAACAAUGGAGGAUAUAUCUUCAUUUAUGGAGUCUCUACCACCUGACUUCCUCACAAUAUUGCGUACAGAUGGUCUUCUGAGGUCAGUCCUGAGCAAGUUGGGCGCUUCUCAGCGAGUCAGGCUAUUAACCUAUGCCAAAUAUGCAGUAUAUGGUCUCCCUCGGAUGUUGAAUCCUGACUCUGAUUCUGCAAUAAAAUAUGCUUUUUCCAGUUUGAAGACAAAUGUGAGUUACCUUUGGUUACGGCUUAUUGUUGAGGUACUGGAUCUCCUUUCUUGGUUGAAGGAGGUAAAGCGGUUUCUGUAUACCUUGUGUAGAACAGUUUUAAGUGCUGCUGCGAUGGUGUAAGGGGUAUUUUGGCCAGAGGUGGAACUGAACUUGCAUUAUUCCCUUGCGACAAAUUGUAUCCUGGGCGUGCAUCAGGAUUCAGGACUGAAACUUGCAAGCAUGCUGUUGUAUUGAAAUGCUGUGUUGUCCAAAGGAAUUAUGACCUGCGAUAGUAGCCUGCUGCUUAGUCUUUAGUGCAUAUGCCCCACGAUGUAGGAAUUCGUAGAAGCUCACAUCUUUGUAACAAUAUAGUAAUUCAGAAGCUUGGAGAAAAAUAUAAAAGUGAUUUAGAUGUCUCACGUUAUUGCCUGGGACCCCGGCCAAAAUUCUUCUCUUAGGAAAUUUUUGAGCCUCCUUUAUUUUAGCUCUUCUUUUGAACUCCCACCAAUAUUAGUAGAUGGAAGAUAGAAAAACUCAAACCUCUUUUAUCUUUGUCUAAUUUUUCCUAUUUCAUUUUUUACUUUUUAUUUUCCUUAUAUGUUAUGUAUUACCUAAUUUUAUCACAAUGAAUGAAUAUUGAAAUUAAAAUUUUUAA